This is a messenger RNA of Humulus lupulus (European hop), 3063 nucleotides long. Its product is annotated as phenylacetaldehyde reductase-like. The record is from RefSeq and is a predicted model, not a curated record. Bases 1957 to 2934 code for a protein of 325 amino acids. The transcript is spliced from 7 exons. Lineage: Eukaryota; Viridiplantae; Streptophyta; Magnoliopsida; Rosales; Cannabaceae. Gene Ontology annotation, molecular function: oxidoreductase activity, acting on the CH-OH group of donors, NAD or NADP as acceptor.
UAAUGCACAUAUUCAAGCAUUUGAAGUUGUUUCAGCUGGUGGAAGAUACUGUGUAGCAGGACCUGUUGUACAUAUCUUAGAGUCUUUGAAGAUUAUACAACACCUGUACCCUUCUUUGACCAUUCCUGACAAGUAAGUUAUAAUUUUAAAGCUAUGCAUCACAAAUUCUCAAGCCAAAGUACUGUUUUAUAGAUGUGAAGAUAAUGAGCCUCUCAAGCCAAAGUACCAAGUUUCAAAUUUGAAAGCAAAAAGCUUGGGAAUUAACUUCAUUCCCUUGGAAGUGAGUCUGAGGGACACUGUAGAGAGCUUCAGGGAGAAGGGUCUUUUAAACAUCUAGUAUAGACCACUCACUGGCUAUACAUAGUAGAGUAUUUUGUACUGUACUGUUGUGCUGCUGGUUCUAAAGCCGUGAGCUUGUGUGCGGUCUAAAACUCAUCAAUGUUUGAGGUAAUAAUUAUCCAAGAACAACAUUCAAAAAUCCAAGAGAAAGAAAAAUAGAUUAUUCAUUACAAUACAUUAUUUAUUGUAAUGAAUAAUGUUACACCAAGGGAUAAUGGUGUAACAUUAUUCAUUACAAUACAAUAAUAUAUCAACUAAGCCUUAAGGAGUUAAAAUAAAAGAUUAAACCAGUCCUAUAAAAGGAAAAAAAAGAAAUAGCCUUAUAAGAAAAUGAUAUUUACUCUCAUAUGGUCAAUAUGGUCAAAGUGUGGGGUGGGUUUGGGUUGAGUUGGUGCCUUCCACCUUCUUGUUCUCGGUUGUUAUGUUGUGGUUUAGUGGGGGAUAAGCGUUUGAAUAAGUUGUGGAGGGCUAUGAUAUUGGCUUGUUUUUGGGCAAUUUGGUUAGAACGGAAUAGCAGAAUUUUUGAUAAAAGUCUAGCCUUUGCGAUUUCAUUUGGGAGAGGAUUAAGUUUUGAGUUUCCACUUGGGUGUAUCGCACAAAGGGUUUUGAGGGAUUAUCCUUCUUGGAUCUCUCUAGAGAGUGGAGAAGUUUUUUGUUUGUGUAGUUGGUGUUGUUUUGUGUUUGUUUUUAGUUUUUUGAUUGUACCAAGGUAUUUAUAUAUUUGAGUUGAGAGGGGGCCUGACCUAGUGUUUGGUCUCUUUCUCCCUUUUCAAAAAAAAAAAAAAAGGUCAAUGCAAUAAAUACCACGACUUUAAACCCUUUGUAUAGAAAAGAAACACAACUUUAUAUGCAAUUGGAUAAUCACUCAAUAAAAUAAAUUGGGAAGAAAGAGGCAUAACUUUAUCCCAAUAAAUUGAGAAGAAAAGGACAACAUUAUAUGCAAUUGGAUAAUCAAUCGAUGAAUAUGAAGUGAGAAUAAAAACACAAUGGUCCCCAUAUGUUGAACUACUAGCAUAAGUUUAUUUAUUUGAGAAAAAUUCCAUAAUUUAUUAGCUAAUAACUGACUGAUCUCGCUUAGAAUCGUAUUACUACCUAUCAAAUCUCUUAUAAAAACUGUCUCAAAAAAAAUGAUAAAUACAUUCUAACAUAUCAAUUAAUAGGCAGAUACAAGUCAUAUCAUAUUAAUUUCAGUUUCUGUAAGUGAAAGUAAACGCAAACCAUUAUCACUUUAUCCUAAACUAAACUAUUAUUUUAUUAUAUGUAUUUUUUGUUUUUUGUUUUUGUAAAAAUAAGAAGCUUCUUACAUAGACAAGAGAUCAAAUUUUACCUCAGAGUGUCCGAAUACAAUUAUGAAUAUUAUACAAUAAAAUCACAACAAAACAAUAAUAAUAAAAAAGCUUAGUGCAGAAAACUUCCCCAGUCUCUGCUGAGAUCUAGGAAGGAUGGUCCCUCAAAUUGUUUUUCCUUGUAGACCCAAGUCGUAACCAAGAAUUUGGCCUUCUCCCACAGAACAACUCCCUUAUAAUACUUGUUCUCUCUACAAGAACAUUUUAUAGAAAUCGAACUGGUUAGAACUUAGUGAGUUUGUUAGCUUUGGGAUUUGAAAAUAUAGAGAGAAUGAGUGGAGAAGGAAAGGUGGUGUGUGUGACUGGAGCUUCAGGCUACAUAGCUUCAUGGCUUGUCAAGUUCUUACUUCAGCGUGGUUACACUGUCAAAGCUUCUGUUCGUGACCCAAAUGAUCAAAGAAAAACAAAACACUUGCUAGCACUAGAUGGAGCUAAGGAAAGGCUUUACUUGUUCAAAGCAAAUUUAAUGGAAGAAGGCUCUUUUGAUUCUGCUAUCAGUGGAUGUGAUGGGGUUUUUCACACAGCUUCUCCUGUGAUUCAAUCAGCCACUGAUCCACAGGCCGAAAUAAUAGAGCCAGCAGUGAAGGGAACACUGAAUGUUCUGAGGUCAUGUGCAAAAGUGUCAUCUGUAAAGAAAGUGAUUAUAACAUCUUCCAUGGCUGCAGUUUUAAUCAAUGGCAAACCUCUAACCCCUGAUGUAGUAGUUGAUGAGACAUGGUUUUCUGAUCCCGUUCUUUGUGAGCGUUUAAAGAUCUGGUAUGCAGCUUCAAAAGCUAGAGCUGAGAAAGCUGCUUGGGAUUUUGCAAAAGAGAAUGGAGUUGAUUUAAUAACCAUUCAUCCAGGAGUAACACUUGGUCCUCUCUUACAACCUACUAUAAAUGACAGUGUCAGUCUCAUUAUGAAUCUAACAAAUGGGCCUCAAACAUUUCCCAAUAGAGUUUAUUCAUACCAUGAUGUUAGAGAUGUAGCUAGUGCACAUAUUCAAGCAUUUGAAGCUGGUUCAACUAGUGGAAGAUAUUUUCUAAGUGGGUAUAUUGCACACAUUUCUGAGCUUUUAAAGAUUUUACAACAGCUCUAUCCUUCUAUCACCAUUCCUCAAAGAUGUGAAAAUGAUGAGCCUUUCAUGCAAAAGUACCAAGUAUCAGAUUUGAAAGAAAAAAGUUUGGGAAUCUUACAUUCCAUACCCUUGGAAGUGAGUUUAAGGGACACUGUUGAAAGCCUCAAAGAAAAGGGUCUCUUUAGUGUCUAAUCACAUAGGCCAUUCACAACUAUACUAAACAAGACAAUCUUACUAUAAAGUUGUAUUUUUGUAUUGGUUGGUUCUAAACCUGUAUGUGAUUCAAUGCUUCAAUUCAAAAAUCUUAUUAUUUACUACCCA